Molecule: messenger RNA, 925 nt
Organism: Opisthocomus hoazin
Lineage: Eukaryota; Metazoa; Chordata; Aves; Opisthocomiformes; Opisthocomidae
Source: RefSeq, a predicted model, not a curated record
UGAUCAACAAAUACAAGCGCCGGCGGUUCCAGAAAACCAAGAACCUGCUGACGGGCGAGACGGAGGCAGACCCCGAAAUGAUCAAGAGGGCGGAAGACUACGGCCCCGUGGAGGUGAUCUCGCACUGGCACCCCAACCUGACCAUCAACAUGGUGGACGACCACACACCCUGGGUGAAGGGCAGCGUGCCGCCUCCCCUGGACCAGUGUAAGGGCCAGGGCUUCCCGGGCGCGUCCCCGUUCCUCAGAGCGCCUUUUGGGGCUCCCGUCGCUCUCCUGGAGACGAACCCCUACCUGCUGGCGCUGACCAUCGUUGUCUCCAUCGUGCACAGCGUCUUCGAGUUCCUGGCUUUCAAGAACGACAUCCAGUUCUGGAACAGCCGGCAGUCUCUGGAGGGGCUCUCUGUCCGCUCCGUCUUCUUCGGCGUCUUCCAGUCCCUCGUUGUCCUCCUCUACAUCUUGGACAACGAAACCAACUUCGUGGUGCAAGUCAGCGUCUUCAUCGGGCUCCUCAUCGAUCUCUGGAAGAUCACAAAGGUCAUGGACGUCCGGCUGGACCGUGAGAACAAAGUGGCUGGCGUCUUUCCCCGCGUGAUCUUCAAAGAUAAAUCCACCUAUGUCGAGUCUUCCACUAAGGUGUACGACGACAUGGCUUUCCGCUACCUCUCGUGGAUUCUCUUCCCCUUGCUGGGCUGCUACGCCGUCUACAGCCUGCUCUACCUGGAGCACAAGGGCUGGUACUCGUGGGUGCUGAGCAUGCUCUACGGCUUCCUCCUCACCUUCGGUUUCAUCACCAUGACCCCCCAGCUCUUCAUCAACUACAAGCUGAAGUCAGUGGCCCACCUGCCCUGGCGCAUGCUGACCUACAAAGCUCUCAACACCUUCAUCGAUGAUCUCUUCGCCUUCGUCAUCAAGAUGCCCAUGAU